Haliotis rubra (blacklip abalone) is the source of this 2681-nucleotide messenger RNA. Its product is annotated as ubiquitin-conjugating enzyme E2 J2-like. The coding region runs from base 112 to 843 and encodes 243 amino acids. Lineage: Eukaryota; Metazoa; Mollusca; Gastropoda; Lepetellida; Haliotidae. The record is from RefSeq and is a predicted model, not a curated record. The transcript has 8 exons.
UUGAGUAGUCAUCAUUUCCUGUUUCUUGAGAAGUGGAAAAAUAAUGUCAUACGAGUUGGAUUAUACACAAUUUGUUUCGAUAUAAGCUUUUCAAAAGAGCUUCAUAUAAAGAUGUCGAGUGGCAAGCGAGUCAACACCACUGCCACUGCGCGUCUCAAGCAGGAUUACAUGAGGAUCAUGAAGGAUCCGGUACCCUAUGUGAAGGCUGUUCCACUGCCAACAAAUAUGUUAGAAUGGCAUUAUGUAGUACAAGGGCCAGAGAAUUCUCCAUAUGAAGGUGGUUUGUAUCAUGGUAAACUCAUCUUUCCACGAGAGUUCCCCUUCAAGCCCCCUAGCAUCUACAUGAUAACACCUAAUGGUAGAUUCAAGUGUAACACAAGGUUGUGUCUCUCCAUCAGUGACUUCCAUCCUGACACAUGGAAUCCAGCAUGGUCUGUGUCCACAAUACUCACAGGGCUGCUCAGCUUCAUGUUGGAGAAGAGCCCUACACUGGGUAGUAUAGAGACCUCUGACUACACUAAACGUCAGUUGGCUGCUCAGAGUGGAACGUUCAACCUGGGUGACAAAGUCUUCUGUGAGUUGUUCUCAGACAUUGCAGAGAACAUCCGGGCUGAGAUUCGUCGGAGGGAGGAAGAAAUGCAGCGUUCUACAGAUUCCAGUGGGAACAUUGAUGGCGGAUCAAGGAAUGGCCGCAGUGGCUUGCUCAAUGGAAACCCAAACACUGUACUUAACGGACAAAAUCAGGGAUUCUUUGGGACAGCUUUGACAAAUAUAUUUGUGAUAAUUGGUUUUGCAGCGUUUGCUUACACAGUGAAGUAUGUACUGAGAAGUGUUGUUGAUUGAAGACGUGAAUUGUUUGGCUGUUCUGACCUUUCCACUUUGACCCUUCGACUUGAUCAAAGGUCUAAGGAAUGCCUGUAUAUAUUGACUGGUUCUGGUGUAUCACUAUAUCUAUCUAUAUGUCUGCAGAUGUGCUGUAUAAGAUGUCUGGAUCAAAGGUACCCACUCUUCUGCAUCAUGUCAUGAAAGGAUUUACUUUCUGUUUGUACAUACUACUUUUGUUUUUUUAUCAAUAAUUUGUUAUGCUUCAGAAAUGAGAGGAACACUGUUUUAUCCAAGACACAAGACUGUUGUGUAGGGUUAUGGUUAAAACUUUAUUGUCUUGCCAAAGUCCUGGGUACAGUUCCUCAAUGGGAAUCCUCACGUGGCAACAAUUCGUAGGAGCAGAAAAAAAAUAAUUUUCAUUCAAACUCUUGGAUUGUGUUCGAUAGGGAUAUAAUAUUUGAAAUUAAAUGUAUUUGAUGGUUCAGAAUAUGUAUGAAUGCUCUGAGUUUAUGGAUUAAAACAUGGGGGUGGGAUACAAGGCUAUAUAAAAAUGAAAUAUUUGUAAUAAAUGAAAAGACCAUUGAAAAACAAAAAAAAUAUGAUACAAUGUAUCAAUAUUGUCAGUGAAAACAAACAAGGGUUGAUGAUUUGAACCUCACCUCUUCUGAAUGUGGGUUGGGCUGGUUGAGAGGGAGUUCAUGUGCCCUGUGGGUGGGAGAGAGUUGAUGUGCCCUUGAGGGCAUCGGAGAGUUGAUUGAGCUCUGGUAAGUGUGAGAGGGUUGAGGGUGCCCUUAAAGGCUUGAAUGAGUUGAUGGUGCCCUGUGUACGUGAGAUUAUGUUCCCUUGAGGGGUUCAGGGAGAUGAUAGUGCCCUUAUGAGUGGGAGAGAGUUGAUAGUGCCCUUGGGUUUGCAGGGGCGUAGCUACCCUUUUAAUAAAAAGCUCGGGCUUACACAUGAUUGUUGCUAAAACAGUUGGGCAAGCACUCAAUACUAUCUAAAUAUGAAGUUUUACAACCUAUCGGGCUUACACAGAAAAAUGGCUUGCUAUGCCCCAGGUUUGGGAGGGAGUUGAUGUGCCCUUAUAGUUAGGACACUGAUUGUGCCCAGGGGGUUGUGCUAGAGGUUAUGGUGCCUGUUAGGGUGUGAGUAAAUUGAUGUGCCCUCACUACUAAGAGGGAGUUGUUGAUGCCCUUGAGAGUGAGAGGAAAUUGUGGAUCGUUUUUGUGUGUGAGGUAAUUAUAUUUUACACAUCCUGAUGUGUCACCUUGCACAAGUUGUGUUGUUGCUUUCACCAUUUGCCAUGGUGGAGUUUGAAGUCAUGAAUCUUUUAAUGCAAAAUUCUAUUAAAGGAUAUGUUAUAAUUUGAAACAGGAGAAUACUUGAAGUGGGGAGUGUUUCAGUGAUUAACAUGGUGCUGAUGAGAAGCAAAACAAACAACAAAUAUAUUUUCAGAUUAUGCAUAUUUUAAUAUGUUUGAUCAAAUUAGAAUCUCCUUCAAUAUCUACAAGAACAUAUUGAAAAGAAAACUGUCAUCUUACUCACUGCACGUCCCCAAGAGGCUAAUCUGCUGGUCAUGGUGUCAAAAUCCCGGAUUAGCCCAAUCUUGGAGACAUGAUCUGACAAUCCACAACCGCUGCUUGUAGGUUGAAGAAGAUAGUAAACAUCUUUUUCCCUCCCCUUCAGGCUUUCCCCACUUAUAAAGUUAAUAUUCUGUGGUGUAACUGUAAUACGGUUCGAACCAAAUCAAGUAAAUCAUGAGUACUGACAUUUAUUAUUUUUCAGAUAAUGAGGCCUGAUUGUAUAUGAUUGUUAUAUGUUAAGAAGGCUGCCUGUAUGUAAAUAAACUGUUGAAGUGA